CAAAGUCCAAAGUCCAAACUCUCUAUCUCGCCGUGUCCCGUCGCGAGCCUCCGUACGCUCGGUCUACGCACCCGGCGCCAUCCUGAUCUGAUCAGUGGAAUUAGGUCUGUGGACGCGGCCCACGGACGGCAAACGUUCCGACCUAACCACAUUCCUUCCAUCAUUUCAUCCUUCCCGGUGCGGCUGCGGCCAGAUGCGUCCAAAUUCCUCAUAUUUUCUCUCCUCCCCUGGUCCCUUCUCGUUCUCGCCCGCGUAAUUCCUCUCUGGCGUCUACCAAAAGCGGAGCAACCGAGGCAAGAAAAAGGGGUGGGCGAGGAAAAGCGAUUAGGCUUCUCUUCCAGUUCCUGAUUCAGUCUGAGAAACAAUGGAUAUCUGAAGCAUGAAAAGUCAACCCACCUCACUCUUUUAAACAGUUCGGUUAACACACUUAAUGGCUGCGGUGUUUGCAUGACAUUCUCUUUGAGCUUAUAUGGGAGCAGUGGCUGUAUUGGUAAUUUAAGCAGAUCUCAGUCACUUCCAGAUUCUAAACCGAAGCGAUCUUUGAGAAAGAAAUAUCAGGAUUCAUCGACUGGAAACAGAAGACGAUGGCAAUCGGGUCUAGAAGCAAUGGAGAAGAAUGUUAGCAUAUCUGUUUCUCUUGAGGGGAAUAUCUCUUCUAUUCCCAAUUCAAUAGCCAACGACUCUAAAACGUCAAUGGAAAACAGGGUAGAUACAUCAUUUAUCAACCAUGCGGCUGAAGCAUGGGCUGAGAUGAGAAGACAAUGGGUUGGACGCCAGGCAGAAGUUCUGAGAAAGACCCCCCGAGAGCCAGUGAUAAGUUGGUCCACAACAUACGAUGAUCUCUUGUCGACAAGUGAGCGUUUUCCACAACGAAUCCCAUUAUCUGAGAUGGUUGAUUUUUUGGUUGACAUAUGGCACGAAGAAGGGCUCUAUGAUUAGCUGACCUCUGCCUUUCUUUACGCCUUGCUUUUAGAAUGUGGUCAACUUCCUCCCCACAAAAUAUGUGACCUUCAGAAGAAAUGAAAAAACUACAUACUCUAUGAAUUAGUCGCAACAUUUGAAAUUGAAAAAAAAAACUCUCAUGUGAAAAGGUACAACAGUGGGUUGGUAUAUUUGGUGAUGAGUUAUCAACGGUUUCUUCAUGUUGAAGGACUCGAUGACCUGUCAUUCCUGAAUGAACGAUUGCUUAAGAAUAUAAGGGGGAAGGGCAUUUUUUUCUCAUA
Zea mays is the source of this 1223-nucleotide messenger RNA. RefSeq lists its product as uncharacterized. The coding region runs from base 448 to 939 and encodes 163 amino acids. The record is from RefSeq and is a predicted model, not a curated record. Lineage: Eukaryota; Viridiplantae; Streptophyta; Magnoliopsida; Poales; Poaceae. The transcript has 6 exons.